CCAAAAAUGGCUGCCAUGUACGUGCAUUCCCAAUAAUAGAAAAGCGUAAACAGUCAGAUAUUCGUCGCAGAUAAACAGUUUCGUGUAGUUGUUCCGCGACCAUGGCUGUUCGGAAGAGUAAACCUUUUUUGAUAUGGAUAAAAUAAACAAACAAAUUCAAAACUAUCAUAAAGCACAGACAUACGCACCGAAUCAACAAAAAACUCACACCAAAAACACCAUUAAAGUUAGCAGUCAUAACAGCAGAAUGCCAGCACCCACCUAUAAAGGAAAUUUUAGUAACACUAGCAAUGGAUCUUAUGGAGGAUUCCAUAAAGAAUGGAGGCCAACCACACUGGGCCAACUACCCAAGUCCCAGAAGAAUAAGAAACACAUGAAGUUCAUUGAAGAUCUCCCGAGAGUCAGCGAUGAAUACGGCUUUUACGCAUGGGAGAAAGUAAAACAGGAUAACGAGAACAAAGAAUUUAUGUCCGAGUUGGAACGAAAUAAGAAAAACAGCAGAGCUUCUGGUCUUUUGGACGAAGAAAAGGGAUGGGCCAAUACACAGAAGAGAAAGGAAUCCUUCUUACCACCAAUUAACAAUAAUAAAAGGGACUCCUUUAAAACCAAUGCCAGUUUCAGUGUCACUACGGGCCCCAUUGAUCAGAGUUUCAGACUCCCUGAUAUUAAACAUAUUAAUAUCCAGUUAACAUUGGCUGACGACAGACAAGUAACAAUAAGGGCAGAUCCCAACAAAGCCCAUUUUACGUAGAAGAUCAAAUCAUGGUUAAUAUGGAAUAUUGCAUCUAGGAUGUAGGAUAUCUAGGAUAUUGAUGUGAUGAUGAUAUUGAUGAUGAUAGUGAUGAGUGAAAUGAUAUGAAAGGAUAAUGUUCUGGACUCAAUGAUAUUUGUGAUGUUCUUGUAUGGGAUUUAAAGGCUUGCAUAAAAGAAACAAGGUCACAUUUUCCCUUAUAUUAAAGACUACCUUUAUCAACCGUGCUUAGUUGUCUGUUAAAGCUCGGCCAUGUUGAGCCCUGAUUGGCCGAGUGUAAUACAGGUCUAGCUGUAUGAACAAACAGUAUUGAAUAGUAUGGCUGUGAUUUUAGAAAUUGUAAGAUAAGAUUCAAAAGGAUAAUUACUUCAUCCUGGGAAAUCUGAAAUCAAGUAUACUGUAUGCAACUAGUACAUUCUGUCCUUUGAACCAAUCAAAACAUUAAACUGGUGGGUAUAGCCAUCCAUGAAAAUCAGUGUUGUUUGCAGAAAACUAUGCCACACUUAGCUUGUAUAUCUCAGCAACAUUUUGCUUUGUGAUGAAAAAAUGCCACAUGGACUCCAAUACUGAUCGAAUAAUGUCAGAAAACAACUGGGAUGUUAACCAUUUAAUCAAAUAAGAAACAAAACAUGACCAAAAUAUUGUGUAUAUAAGUAGUUGCUUGGACAUGGUAAUACUACAUUAAUACAAGUAGGGAUAGUUGAGAUUAUUUUUAUAUUCUGAUAUAAACUGUAGAGACUUUACAUAUGAUAUAUUCAUUGAAUGAUACAAUACAGUCUACACACAGUCCACAUAAAAAUAACCUCUGAGGUAAAUGGUCUAGGGAAAUAAAUGGAGGGUCAUCAAGCAUUUUUUGUG
This is a messenger RNA of Owenia fusiformis, 1609 nucleotides long. NCBI's taxonomy places the organism in Eukaryota, Metazoa, Annelida, Polychaeta, Sabellida, Oweniidae. The record is from the annotation of a GenBank genome assembly.